GAGCAGUCGCUGGUUGGUUGGCCGUAUCUUAUCGACAUGAAACUGGCAUUUGUAACUGGGUCAAAUAAAGGUAUCGGGUUUAGUAUCAUUGAAAAACUUUUGAAAUUAUACCGCCCUACAGGAGAAUGGGAUGUGUUUCUAACAGCUCGUAAUAUUGGACUUGGUCAGGAAGCUGUGAAAAAGCUCAAUAACAAGGGCCUGGAUGUUAAAUUCCAUCAGCUAGAUAUAACGGAUCGAGAUAGUCGAAAAGCGUUCCUAGCAUUUGUAGAGAGAAACUAUCCCAAUGGAAUCAACGUUGCAGUUAAUAAUGCUGGAAUUGCCCACAAAGCUAACUGUUUGGUUCCAUUUGGCAAUCAAGCACGUAGUUUGGUGAACACCAACUUUACUUCAACUGUCGAUUUCACGGAAGAGUUCAUUCCUUUACUAGCUGAAAAUGCCAGAGUCGUUAAUAUCUCUGCUACUCUCUCUCUGUUCAUGUUAAAGAAACUCAGUAGUGAUCUUUACGAAAAAUUUGUCGGCCCUAUGAACCUUUCGGAGUUGAAAAAACUUAUGGUGGAGUUUGUAAGAUCUGCUGAGGAUGGCACUUAUUCUGAGAAAGGUUGGCCUUCAAAUGCCUAUGGAGUAUCCAAAAUGGGUCUUACAAAGGCUUCGUUUAUUUUCGGUGAUAUGCUGAAAGAUGAUCCAAGAGGGGUUGUGGUAAAUUCGUGUUGUCCUGGUUUUGUUGACACUGAUAUGACUGACCAUAAAGGUGUGAAGACAACGGAUGAAGGUGCUGACACACCGUUCUAUUUGGCCACACUACCUUUAGGAUCAAACAAACCUAUCAAUCAGUUCGUAUAUGAAAGAAGAGUGGUUAAAUGGUCCAAAUGAUCUCCACAUAAAUUUUAUUCUGCACAGGUGUAUUAGCAGAAUGUUAUUGCUGAACUUUCUUAUCAACGUACGUUAUGUUACCCACUUUUUUUAUUAGAUUUCAGAUGUGAAUCAUUCUGUUUCUUAGUCUAAUCUGUUUACGAAUAGAAGCGAUGUCUACCUUAGUAUUAUUAUCAUUAUUAUUAUUAAUAUUGUUGUCGUUGUUGCUAUUCUGUGAUGUUUGGCUGUACCAUGUGUUGUUAUUCAGGACAUAGCUUCUUCGGUUUCAUUUAAUUUACUGGAAUGUUUGUUUUGUGCAUGUAUUUUAUUUUGGUCUGUUCAUAUGAUUCUAACGUGUUUUCAAGUAAUGAAUGUUGAAAAUGUUUACUGUGUGCAAACUGUUUAGUGAGAUAACUGGUGUUUUACUUUGAGUUGAAGCUGAGAGUGGGUGGUUUAUGUUUGAGUCCGCCUCCAAUGAAAUAUAUGACGAUGGCGAAUUGUUAUGAACAGGUGACUUGUAAUAGUUUAUUCUGAAUUGAAAUAGAUUUCUGCACAAGUUUUAUUUUAUUUGAUGAAAUGUUCACUCACCGUUCUUCAUUAUAUUAUGUCACUAGGUGAUUUCGAGCAGCAUUUAUCAAACGAACUUUCGUUAUUCUACAAUGGAGAGUAGUAUGAAUGUUUCAGUUUUUCUAGAAGAUUGAUUUUAAGAAUAUUUGUUGGACGGGAUGAGAUUAGUGGGGUUCCUCCAUAGUUCGUUGCCUUGG
Messenger RNA from Schistosoma curassoni, 1613 nucleotides. The record is from the annotation of a GenBank genome assembly. Lineage: Eukaryota; Metazoa; Platyhelminthes; Trematoda; Strigeidida; Schistosomatidae.